AUCUGGCUGCGGGGAUUAGAGAAGGCGGAGCUCCAGGGACAGGUGCGCAGCCGCAGAUCUCGCGAGGCGUGGGGAUCUGCCUGCGAGGUGGGAGCAGUGUUGGACGGCUCAGUUCGAGCUCUGGAGACCGGUGCGAGGUGACACAUCCCGGGGAGAGGAGGAGGAGAGUGCUUGUUACUAUGGCGAUGACGGCUGGGAACGCCACAUCCUGUCCCAUGAGUAACCACACCCGGGAGAGAGUGACUGUGGCCAAACUUACGCUAGAAACCUUUUACAGCAACCUCAUCCUACAGCAUGAAGAGCGGGAGACCAGGCAGAAGAAGCUGGAGAUCGCCAUGGAAGAGGAGGGUUUGGGAGAUGAUGAGAAGAGACACCGACGCUCCCAGCACGCUAGGAAGGAAACGGAGUUCUUGCGCCUGAAGAGGACCAGGCUGGGCUUGGAUGAUUUUGAGUCGCUGAAGGUCAUCGGCAGGGGGGCCUUUGGAGAGGUGCGCCUUGUUCAGAAGAAAGACACGGGACACAUCUAUGCAAUGAAGAUCCUCCGGAAAGCUGACAUGCUGGAGAAGGAACAGGUGGCCCAUAUCCGCGCUGAGCGCGAUAUAUUGGUGGAAGCAGACGGCGCCUGGGUGGUGAAAAUGUUUUAUAGCUUCCAGGACAAGAGGAACCUGUAUCUUAUCAUGGAGUUUUUACCUGGAGGUGACAUGAUGACAUUGCUCAUGAAGAAAGACACGCUGACAGAGGAGGAGACACAGUUUUAUAUUGCAGAAACCAUAUUGGCCAUCGAUGCCAUUCACCAACUGGGAUUUAUCCACCGGGAUAUUAAACCAGAUAAUCUUUUGCUGGAUGCGAAGGGUCACGUCAAGCUGUCUGAUUUCGGGCUCUGCACCGGCCUGAAGAAAGCGCACAGAACAGAGUUUUACAGGAAUCUCACCCACAACCCGCCCAGUGAUUUCACGUUUCAGAACAUGAACUCGAAGAGGAAGGCGGAGACCUGGAAGAAGAACCGGAGGCAGCUGGCCUAUUCCACCGUCGGGACCCCCGACUACAUCGCUCCGGAGGUGUUUAUGCAGACGGGAUACAACAAACUGUGCGACUGGUGGUCGUUGGGGGUCAUUAUGUACGAGAUGUUAAUAGGAUAUCCUCCCUUCUGCUCCGAAACGCCACAAGAAACCUAUCGGAAAGUCAUGACUUGGAAAGAGACUCUCGUGUUUCCUCCCGAGGUGCCAAUAUCCGAGAAGGCCAAGGACUUAAUUCUCAGGUUUUGCAACGAUGCAGAAAACAGGAUUGGAUCGAAUAGCGUUGAAGAGAUUAAAAGUCAUCCUUUCUUUGAGGCCGUGGACUGGGGUCACAUCCGGGAGAGACCUGCAGCAAUUACCAUUGAGAUAAAAAGCAUUGAUGACACUUCCAACUUUGACGAGUUCCCGGAGUCUGAUAUAUUACAGCCAGUCUCCCCAUCCUCUAGUGGCUACAACCAGCAGGGUAACGCAUCACGUCACAAAGCACACGUCCUCUCCAGCUGGCUCCAUGAACAUGACCUAGUGCCAAACACAACGGAGCCAGACUAUAAAUCCAAAGACUGGGUCUUCCUAAACUACACCUACAAACGCUUCGAGGGUCUGACGCAGCGCGGCUCCAUCCCAUCCUAUAUGAAGUCGGGGAAACUAUGAGGAUGGCGCCCCCUGCUGCUGACCGUUGGGAAGUAAACCAAUACUCAGGAAUCCGCUGAAUGAGACGGCUUCGGAAUACGGAACAAGUGACUGAGGACUGAUGUACAGGGAGGAAAUUCUACGGGCUUAGGAUUUCUCACAACCACAGCGACACGUUGGCAGAGCCAUCUGGGAAUUUCUUUCAAUUUUUUUUUAUUUGACCCCUGUCGAAAAGGGAAGGAUUUUAAGUUAUGUAGCUGAGGGUACUGGAACGAAGGCUCUUAAUACGCCUGACUGUCGCUGAGCGUUAAAGAGCAUUUAUCUACGUACUGCGCCAUUCUCUGCACUGUGAUGCCCUGCAGCCGCCCGUCACCGUCACAUGGGACACGUGGACCAAUCAGUGACCAUUGUGCGAUACUGAGCUGUGUUUUGUUUUAAAGAGGCAGCUACCCGUUGGUAGGGAAAAGGAAAUAGUCAUGAAUUUCAUUGUUACUUGUUUUUUUUUGUUUUUUUUGUUUUGUUUUUUAAAUAUUAUUUUUUAAUUUGUAACAUUAUUUAUUCUGUGGUGUAAUUGUCAUCUUUGUUUUUCUUCUCCAUUUCUGAUUGGUGGGGCUAUGGAAUUAUGGUUCGGUUCAAGGCUCAAAGACUUCUGGCUUAAUAUUAAUAAACUGUUCAUUUUAUGA
This is a messenger RNA of Pseudophryne corroboree (corroboree frog), 2329 nucleotides long. RefSeq names its product serine/threonine kinase 38 like (gene STK38L). Gene Ontology annotation, molecular function: ATP binding; protein serine/threonine kinase activity. The record is from RefSeq and is a predicted model, not a curated record. The transcript is spliced from 15 exons. Lineage: Eukaryota; Metazoa; Chordata; Amphibia; Anura; Myobatrachidae. Bases 180 to 1667 code for a protein of 495 amino acids. Gene Ontology annotation, biological process: peptidyl-serine phosphorylation; intracellular signal transduction.